This is a messenger RNA of Aspergillus welwitschiae, 871 nucleotides long. Its product is annotated as nascent polypeptide-associated complex subunit alpha. Gene Ontology annotation, biological process: protein targeting to membrane. The record is from RefSeq and is a predicted model, not a curated record. Gene Ontology annotation, cellular component: cytoplasm; nascent polypeptide-associated complex. The transcript has 4 exons. Bases 96 to 704 code for a protein of 202 amino acids. NCBI's taxonomy places the organism in Eukaryota, Fungi, Ascomycota, Eurotiomycetes, Eurotiales, Aspergillaceae.
CGACUUCCCAACUACAACAAGGCAAAAAAAUCCCCCUCAUCCACCACAGCCCUUUGUUCCGCGUCUAGCCCUUCUAGGCUCACUCGAUUUACAAAAUGGCCGACCCCCGUGUUGAAGAGCUCCCCGACGAGGAGGUUCCCAAGACCAACGUUGAGGAUGCCGGCAGCUCCUCCGAGUCUGAGGCUGGCGAUGAGCCCACCAUCCCCGGUGGUGCCGCUGUCACCAUCCACUCUCGCAACGAGAAGAAGGCUCGCAAGGCCAUUGGCAAGCUCGGCCUGAAGCACGUUCCCGGCAUCACUCGUGUCACUCUCCGUCGUCCCAAGAACAUCCUUUUCGUCAUCAACCAGCCCGAUGUCUACCGCUCCCCCUCCAGCAACACCUGGAUCAUCUUCGGUGAGGCCAAGAUCGAGGACCUGAACGCCACCGCCCAGGCUACCGCUGCCCAGCAGCUUGCUGAGGCUGCUGCCAACGAGCACGCUGGUCACGACCACGAGCACGACCACGGCAAGGGCAAGGCCCCCGAGGCUGAGGCCAAGAAGGAGGAGGAAGAGGAUGAUGGCGAGGAGGUCGAUGAGUCUGGUCUUGAGGCUAAGGACAUCGAACUGGUUAUGGCCCAGGCUAAUGUGUCCCGCAAGAAGGCCGUCAAGGCUCUCCGGGAGAACGACAACGAUAUCGUCAACUCCAUCAUGGCUCUCAGCAUAUGAACACCGCCGGAAUGAACGCAUGAAUCGGUGGCUGGCGUCUCUUGGCCCUGCUGGCAGGAUGGAUUUUGGGUGCGAGGUCAGAUUGAUAUCCCCUAGGAUGCAUGUACUGUCAGGCCCCAUAGUGUAAAUCAUUUAGCCAAAAGCAGAAUUGAAUGAUGUGAAGCACU